AUGUCAACUUCAAUAAAUCAAUUUAAUUUCACUGCUGAUGUUAAUAAUAAUUCAGAUGGUGCGGGUGAUAAAGAUAGUGAUAACGCUGGAACUCCUGUUAAACGUAAACGUUUAACUCAAGCAUGUGACGCGUGUCGAAAGAAAAAAGUUAAAUGUAGUGGCGAAAAACCAUCUUGUAAUAAUUGUACUCGACUCAAUGUUUCUUGUACAUACCUACCAAGUACACGAAAAAGGGGUCCAAGAGUUGGAUUAGUCGAAAGUUUAGAAAAGCGUCUUCAACAAAUGGAGAAACUUUUACAACCCCUUAAGGAACAAGGACUUGUAGAUGAUUCCGAUGAUCAAUCACUUAGUCCAACUAAAAAAUCUCGUCUUAAUUCUAUUGAUUCUAUUGAUUCUAAUACUAGUAACGACCAUGAUGAUCAAUUAUUUUCUGAUCCAAAUUCUUCGGCCACAUCGACAAUGCCUAAACUUCAUCAACAGUCUCAAGAGUUCAUGACUUCAACUAUAAAAACUCAUGUUUCCACACCGCCAUCCCAAUUUAAUAAACAAACGCCUGCCGGUCAUAAUGAACAAGUAGAAUUUAUUGACUCAUUUUCGCAGCCUUUACGGUCACAACAAAGUCAAUUUAGGAAUAAAAAUAUUUCACCUAUGAUUGAAUCGGUAAGAGGUGAUCGUAACUUGUCGAAUAGUCAACCUAUAAAGAUAGAAGAAGAGAAUGAUUUUAUGUUUUUUGGCAAUACUGCGGUGCAUCCAGGAUAUAAAAAGCAAGGUCUAUGUUCAAUUCCAACCAAUUCAGUCAUUAGUUUUCAAUCACAUAUUCCAAGUUCAGUAUUGUUUGUAUCAAAUGGAUUACCAACAGAGGAUAUUGUUGAACAUCUAGCUUUAUGUUUUUUUCGACAUGUUGGUGGAAAUAUGGCAAUGUUCCAUCAACAUACUUUUAUGCGCCGACUACGACAAAAUAAAGUUUCACCUUUCCUAAUCCUUGCUAUGUGCUCUGUGAGUGCAAGAUUUUCCGAUCACCCGAAUAUCAGGCGAGAUCCAGCUUAUCUUGCUGGUGAGCCUUAUUCAACUCAAGCAAACAAAUAUUUAUUAGAAGCAUUAGACACAGCUUGUCUUGAAAAUAUUCAAGCAUUUUUAUUGCUUGCAUUAUAUGGAUAUGGUUCAGCACUUGGAUCAAAAACUUAUACGUAUAUUGGUAUAGCUAUAAGAAUGGCACAUUCAUUAGGUCUACAUAAAAUUGAUGACAUCACAUCGAAUUCUUCACCUGAUUGUAAAGGUUCUGAAGACGCAUUUAUAGCUAAAGAAACAAAAAGACGUACUUUUUGGUCUUGUUUCGUGCUUGAUAGAUUUUCAUCAUGUGCUUUAGGGAGGCCAUCAAUUAUUCAAGAAGAAGAUUGUGAUGUUAGAUUUCCUUGCAUUGAAUCAAUUUGGGACUUGGAAAAUCCUUAUAACAGCCCUGCAAUUGAUGAACUACUAAAUAGUAAUUACACUAAACAGGGUUCUUCAUUUACGUUAGCUACAAGUGGAAUUAGUGCUUGUUUUUUCAGCGCUGUCGCUUUAUUAGGUCGUAUAUGCUCAUAUGUUAACCGUUCAAGACCAGCAAAUGCAUUAUCACCUUGGGAUCCAGUGUCAGAAUUCUCUAUGUUGCAUAAAGAUUUAGAGAUUUGGUAUCAGUCAGUCUUACCUAAUUAUGCUUAUUCCCGUGAGAGAAUGCUUGAGUUUAUAGCUGUUGAUAGGGCAGGAGCUUUCGCUGCAAUUCAUUUAUUUUAUCUUACGGCUGUUGUUGUCCUUAAUCGAGCAAUCGUAAAAGCACGGAAAUGUGAAUCUAAGGCAAUCCCAAACGAAUUCUAUCAUUUAUCUUAUGAUCGUUGUUAUAACGCAGCAAAACAAGUUAGUUCUAUUGCUUCUGAUAUUCUUAAAAUCAGCAGUCCAUGUGUAUGUCCUUUUACCACAUAUCCUAUGUAUGUCAUUGCAACAAUUUACAUAUGUCAGAUGAAUAGUGAAGAUAUUACAAUUGUUAAUAUCGCAAAAGAAAAUGUAAAAAUUUCAGAACAAUAUUUGGAGGAAAUGGGGGCAUUAUGGGCAACUGCUAAAAAAUUGAGAUGUAUAUUGGGAAAUAUGAAAAAAGAUCAAGUUUAUUUGCCUACUUCGGAAUCAUUUUCAUCUGGAAAUAAACGGUCUUUACAAAAUGAGAGUGAAAUAAUGUCAGAUGCAGGACUCAUGGCUUAUUGGAAUAGUGCAAUUAACACAACAGACGUUAAUAUAAUUAAUAAUACAUCUAUGAAUGCAUUUCCUGAUCAAAUUAUAUCAUCUCGAUUUUUAUAUAAUUUGGAUCAUCCAUUUAUAGGUGAUUCAUGGACAAAUUUUCUUCGAUCACCUUCAGUUUCACCAGGGUUUCUAAGAAGGUUCUCAAGGAGUGCAGAAAGUGGGGAAGGCGCUAAUGAAGAAGGAUAUUUCUCACAAGACAUGACAUUAUAUAACAAUAAUAAUCAAUUUGCAUACGAUUAUUCCAUGAUAGGUGAUAUGUCUACUGCACAACCAUUUACUGAAUGGUCAGAUGGAAGAAUCAUGCCAAAUCGUAGGAAUUUAGUUGAUAUGGGUGAAAUAGGAUCAAUGAUUCCAAAUUCAUUAACACCAAAUCAAGCCAUAGCAUCAUCAAAUGUCAAUGUUCUUGUUGGAAAUUCUACGAAUUCACAAUUAUUAAAUCCUAUAGCAUUAGCACGAAGAAAAGGUGAUUUUUAG
Cetraspora pellucida is the source of this 2742-nucleotide messenger RNA. NCBI's taxonomy places the organism in Eukaryota, Fungi, Glomeromycota, Glomeromycetes, Diversisporales, Gigasporaceae. The record is from the annotation of a GenBank genome assembly.